Plasmodium inui San Antonio 1 is the source of this 798-nucleotide messenger RNA. Its product is annotated as RNA 3'-terminal phosphate cyclase. The transcript has 2 exons. Lineage: Eukaryota; Apicomplexa; Aconoidasida; Haemosporida; Plasmodiidae. Gene Ontology annotation, biological process: endonucleolytic cleavage of tricistronic rRNA transcript (SSU-rRNA, 5.8S rRNA, LSU-rRNA). The coding region runs from base 1 to 798 and encodes 265 amino acids. Gene Ontology annotation, molecular function: RNA endonuclease activity. Gene Ontology annotation, cellular component: nucleolus. The record is from RefSeq and is a predicted model, not a curated record.
AUGGAAUUCACAGGCAGCAACUUUCUGCGGUUUAGACUCGCUUUGAGCAUGAUCAGCGGGAAAGCCAUAACCAUUAAAAAUAUCAGGAAAAGAAAAAAAAAAAAAAAAUCCGGGAGAGAUGACCAAGGUGAUGGAGUUGAGAAGGAAGGCCUGCGGGAGUACGAAGCAAAGUUGCUAAGGCUUAUAGACAAGUUAUGCGACGAUACAACGAUCAAGAUCAAUGAGGAAGGAGAUGAGCUAUAUUUCAAACCAGGAUUUUUAAUGGGGAACGUAAAUGAUGAAGUGAGGAUAAGUGAUUUGGACAAUACUUUCCACUGUGGAAAGGAAAGAAGCAUCACAUACUUCCUUGAGUUCCUCCUUAUGGUAACUCCAUUUUUUAAAAACCCUGUCAAAUUGAUAUUAAAAGGAAUAACCGAUGAUUCUAUUGAUACGACUGUUCAUACGUGUAAAAUUGUAAGCGAACACUUUUUUAAAAAUAUUUUAAAAUUUGACGAUCAUUUUUUGAAUAUUACUAUUGUGAGAAGAGGAAUACAGUCGGACUGUUCAGGGGAAGUUGUCUUCUUUAUGGAUAACCUGAAAACAGUGACACCUUUCGACAUCCAUGAUCCUGGCGUGGUUAAAAAAAUAGCUGGGACAAUUGUUUGCAAUAAAAUAUCUGCUGUAUUUAGAAACAAAUUGAUGAAUUUCGCCAAAAAAAAUUUACUCAGUUUUACUCCAUAUGUCAGCAUACAAGUGGAGGAUCCCAAGGCACGCGCGGGGCGUCCUAAGCAACGGGGGGGGAAGCGACCGGAUAGAUGA